Mangifera indica (mango) is the source of this 2276-nucleotide messenger RNA. RefSeq lists its product as uncharacterized. NCBI's taxonomy places the organism in Eukaryota, Viridiplantae, Streptophyta, Magnoliopsida, Sapindales, Anacardiaceae. The record is from RefSeq and is a predicted model, not a curated record. The coding region runs from base 229 to 2268 and encodes 679 amino acids. The transcript has 3 exons.
AACAAAGAUGGCUUCAAAUGUCGCAUCAGUUGAAUUGAAUUUCUCUUACCUUUGGACGAUAGCUUCAAUAAUAUCAACUACUCCAAUUGGCUGCACUUUCUUCUUCCAAGUACCUUUGUGCCUGCAUGUUCCCGAGCUCACUUCCAGAGCUUGCUCUUCCCGUGGCUAGUCUCCAAAGCUGAUCUCGUUACUUGCAGUUUUAUCUGCAAAGGAAAGUAUAUAUUGAAGAUGGACAAGCAACUUUUUACUGAAAUGGUAAGAAAACUCUGGAAUGCAUGGGAAAUUCGAGUGUUGGUUUUAAUAAGCCUUUCUUUACAAAUCAUCCUCAACUUCUUCGGCUCUCGAAGAAAAUACAUAGCAAGAAGCUGGAUUAAGAUUCUUGUUUGGUCAUCAUAUUUAGCAGCAGAUUGGGUAGCAACUGUUGCCUUGGGAAACCUCGCCACCAACGUCCAAGGAAAUUGCGAAAAUAGUUCUCCAUCCGCAAGCCAUGAACUCCAGGAAUUCUGGGCUCCGUUUCUUCUGUUUCAUCUCGGUGGCCCAGACGCCAUAACAGCUUAUUCUUUGGAAGAUAAUGAGCUGUGGCUACGACACUUUCUUCAAUUCGUUGUUCAACUUGGAGUGACAAUUUAUGUCUACGUACAAUCCUGGAGUAAUAUCAAUGCCCUCACAUUUCUUUCCAUUCCGAUGAUUAUUGUUGGAUUCAUUAAAUAUGGAGAAAGAACUUGGGUGUUUUGGUCUUCCAGCACCGAGAGAUUAAGAGAUACCUUGCUUGCAAUUGUGGAUCCUAGCCCUGGUAUUGUUAAAUUCUGUAUGCAAGCUGGACUCCACCAAGAUAUCGAAAAUCAAGAACAAAAAGAGGGUAAACAUGAACUCCUUGAUGCUCAUUUUUUGUUUAAAAGAUUUUCACGUUUGUUUACAGGCUUAAUGCUCUCUAAAGGGGAAGCACAAAAGACCAUCCCAUACUUUUAUAAAAAGCCAGCAAAAGAAGCCUUCAAUCUGGUAGCAAUUGAGCUUGGAUUGAUGUACGAUUUUCUGUUCACCAAGUUGAUCGUUGUUUAUCAUCGUUUAGGCCUGUUUCUCCAUUACUUCAAUUUUCUUGCCAUCGUUACAACUUUAGUUGUCUUUUCAAUCUUUAUUCAUAUCAACUCUUACCCAUAUUAUUUGACGGACAUCUGCAUCACUUACUGCCUUAUACUUGGGGCUUUUGUUAUGGAGAUUUUCGCAUUCGUGCACUAUUCUUUCAAUGAUUGGGCAAAACUGAUAGUUUUGAGCUUUUCCAUGAAGGCAAAGACUUACAAAUAUGUAGCUAGAAUUCCUUUUCCUUCAUUUUUAUCAGCAAAUCAAAAGAGAUGGUCAAUGUCUAUGAGGCAAUUCAAUUUGCUAAAUUUUUGCAUCAAAGACAUUUCGACCAUGUAUAGAUAUAUCAAUCGUGUUGAGAAGUUACUUGGCAUCCUUAAUUGGUUGGAGAAGUUCCAGUAUUUGACUUGGGAAGAUGUAAAUCCUGAUUUGCAGGAGAUUAUCUACAGAGGGAUAAUAAACGCUCAUGAAGAUAAUUUGCGCACAGAUCCUCGUUUGGGCGAUUCAGAAAAGAAAAUAUUGGCUCGAAGAGGCGAUCAUGUGAUAAAAAAGAACAAUCUUGAUGAAGAAGGUAAUUGGUAUACUUCUCAAUGUGACUUCGACAAAAGCAUUCUUGCUUGGCACAUCGCUACUGAUCUUUGCUACUGCGAUGAUUCCACUAAACAUGGAGAAGCUGAUCUCAAUUCAAUAAACAGCAAAACUAGCAGAUGCUUAUCAAAUUAUAUGCUGUAUCUUCUAGUUUUUUGCCCAACUAUGAUGUCAAGUGGGAAUGGCGAGCUGAGGUAUAGAAAUGCAUGUGAUGAGGUGAUGCGAGAGCUCAAGUUAGACCCAAAAGACACCACCAAAACAAGAAGUGAAAUUUUGAAGCCGUUGUUCGAAGAAGAACCUCAACAGCCUGCACAUGUGAUCGAUCCGCGAUACAAGACAGUGUUAUCUAGUGCAAGGAGUCUGUUUAGGAGUUUGCAAAAUGUGGAAUCAAACGGUUGGAGUUUUGACAAGAAAUGGGAGAUGAUAUGUGAAGUGUGGGUAGAAAUGUUGGGGUAUGCUGCAAUCCAUUGCAGAUGGAGAGAGCAUGGACAACGGUUGGCCAAAGGUGGAGAGCUCCUUACACAUGUUUGUCUUAUUAUGACACAUCUUGGCUUAAAGGCACAAUAUGAUUAUGAUUAUAUUGCUUUGGAUAUUGAGGGCUAAGUUUUACU